CUCGGACCGAGGUGCCGAGACUCGUCGAGCCACGCUACUCUUCGACUCCGACACGCGUCGAGAUCGAGCACUCGCGAUUUAACCACCGCGCCGCCGCCGCCGCCGCCGUCAGAAAUGUACGCGAAAGACCAGCCACGAGACGACAACGCGUGCGAACGUUCGAACGUCCUAUCGCCAGACGCGAGAUUUGUAUCCCCUAAUCGCGGAGAUACCGCAUCACUUUCACGGGCGAACAUGGAGCUCGAUCCAUGCCGAGUGUUUCAUCGAGCGUCCGCCGUUUCGUUUUCUGGCGCUCACGUCACUCUCUCUCCCUCUCUCUCUCUCCUCUCAUCGCCCAAUACUUUCACCCCUUUCACCGUCCUCUUUAUCUCUCUUUGUCGCUGUAGCUUUGUCUGUCUCAGUCUCCAGGAGUACCAACUACCAACUCUACCGAUUUGCACCUACAUCUACAAAUCAUGAUCUACAUUGAUACACAUCUCCAUACAUAUACGUUAUUGCUGCACGUGUCGGCUUUACGAACCCCACGUCCUGUCAUUUUCGCUAACCUAACGAAAUACUGAUACAUAUUUUGAUAGAUCGAGCAUCUUUUGUUGCUUACGUAUUGAUGCAUGUAUAUACAGUUCGGUUCGAAUUAAGAAUUUAUAAUGACAGAACCAACGCCAACUUUGGAAAAAUCCAAAAAAAUUAAUGUGAUUAACAAGCAAACAGUUCAUCAAAUUUGUUCCGGCCAGGUAAUUCUUGAUCUGGCAACUGCCAUAAAAGAGCUCGUGGAGAAUAGUUUGGACAGUGGUGCAACGUUCAUUGAUAUCAAGUUAAAAGAUCAUGGAAAAAGUUGCAUCACAGUGACGGAUAAUGGUAGCGGGGUUUUGGAAGAAGAUUUCCAAGGAUUGGGAUUGAAGCAUCAUACUUCUAAACUACGCGAAUUUUCGGAUUUAACAGAAGUUAACACCUUCGGAUUUCGCGGCGAAGCUCUAAGUUCGCUUUGUUCUCUAUCAGAAUUGAGCAUAAUAACUAGACAUCGUAGUAGCGAACACGGUUUCAGACUGGAAUUCGAUCAAAAUGGGAUUCUACGCGAGAAGGUGCCCUGCGCGAGAGAGGUGGGAACCACGGUUCAUGUAAGAGAUAUAUUUAAGUGUCUCCCAGUGAGAGCGAAAGAGUUCUAUCGAAACUUGAAAAAGGAAUACGCUAAAGCGAUUCAAAUAUUGUACAGUUAUUGUUUGGUGGCGGUAGACGCGAAGAUAACAUGUUCCAAUACGGUAUCGAAUAAGCUUCCAUCCGUCGUGGUGAACACGGCUAGUUCCAAAGAUGUUAUGGGCAAUAUCAGUGCGGUUUUCGGUAACAAAUCGACGAACGGACUCAUGCGAAUCAAAUUACUGACUCCUGAUGAAGCAACCUUGCGAGAAUACAAUUUACCUGACAACGUAGACGUGGAUUUCGAAUGGGAUUGCUAUGUGAGCAGUUGCGAUCACGACUUAGGACGAUCAAGCCCUGACAGACAAUUCUUUUACGUCAACGAUCGCCCCUGUGAUUUGACGAAAGUCGCUAAAUUGAUAAAUCAUAUUUACCAAAGAUAUAACAACAAACAGUAUCCGUUCGUUUUUCUGAACUUAAAGCUGGAUAAAGGAUCGACGGAUAUCAAUGUGACGCCGAAUAAGAGAACCAUAUUCUGUGCGCAGGAGCGUUUGAUUCUAGCUACUCUCAAACAAAGUUUGAUAACAGAAUGGGACUCGCAACAGGGGAGUUUGACGACAAAAUCUUUACAAGAAUUAAAUUUGUUAACGAAAAGACAGAUUUCACCUACAAACACGACAGAUAGGCCAGCAAAGAAGUUUCGUAAUCUAGAUUCGUCUAAUUCACUGCGUAACGAUCGUGAGACUGUUCAGAAUGACAAGGUUGUUCCAUACGAUGAUGAAAACGUUGCAACAUGUUGGGAAAAAUUGGACGAUGCAGAGAUGAAGAUUAACAUAAAAUCAGUCGCAGAGCGAUUGAAGGAAAAACGGCAAAAUGUUUCACCUAAAUUCGCGACUCGCAUCCCUGAGAUCAAGUUCAAAGCACAAAACGAAUCGAGCGAGAACGGAGGAAAAGAAGAGAGGAACCUAAAGAAACGCUUAACCAAGGACUCUUUUCUCAAGAUGGAAAUCGUAGGACAGUUCAAUCUCGGUUUUAUAAUAGCCCGUUUGAACAACGAUUUAUUCAUCAUCGAUCAACACGCGAGCGACGAGAAAUUUCGUUUCGAGAAACUUAAUAACGAGACGCGAUUGAAAACUCAGAAAUUGAUCGUUCCGAAGCCUAUGGACAUAUCCACGGUGAAUGAAACGAUACUAAUCGAGCAUAAAAAGAUUUUUGAGGAUAAUGGAUUCUUUUUCAAUAUCGAUUCCGAAGCUGGAUCCGGACAUCGAGUGCAUUUAACAGCUAUGCCAGUCAGUGGAAAUUGGCAAUUCGGGCAAGAAGACAUAGAGGAACUCAUAUUUUUUAUUAGAGAAGGCGGCGUGGGAAACGAACGCGAGGAUAAAUUUCGGCCUACUCGUGUGAGACAGAUGUUGGCUUCCAGGGCUUGCCGGAGCGCAGUCAUGAUCGGCACAGCCCUCAAUUUGAAUGAUAUGCAAAGAUUAGUUAGGCAAAUGGCAAGACUGGAAAACCCAUGGUGCUGUCCCCACGGUAGACCGACGAUAAGACAUCUAUUAUCCUUGACUUAGAAUAUAGAGGAACUUUCCGAAAAUACGUUGUACCUUUGUUUUUUAUAAUACGAGUAUCGAUCUAUGAGGAUCGAUGAAAAGGAACCUGGAAUAUUUUCUAAUACAAGACAAAAAAGACCUUUCCUACUCUGAGAUAAAAAAUAAACGAUGAUUUUAUUGUUAAA
Molecule: messenger RNA, 2860 nt
Organism: Ceratina calcarata
Lineage: Eukaryota; Metazoa; Arthropoda; Insecta; Hymenoptera; Apidae
Gene: Pms2
Product: mismatch repair endonuclease PMS2
Exons: 5
Coding region: 645-2696 (683 amino acids)
Biological process (GO): mismatch repair
Cellular component (GO): MutLalpha complex
Molecular function (GO): ATP hydrolysis activity; mismatched DNA binding; ATP-dependent DNA damage sensor activity
Source: RefSeq, a predicted model, not a curated record